This is a messenger RNA of Dictyostelium discoideum AX4, 741 nucleotides long. RefSeq lists its product as hypothetical. Lineage: Eukaryota; Evosea; Eumycetozoa; Dictyosteliales; Dictyosteliaceae. Bases 1 to 741 code for a protein of 246 amino acids. The record is from RefSeq and is a predicted model, not a curated record. The transcript is spliced from 2 exons.
AUGAAACUAUUAAUUUCAUUAAUAUUAAUUUUAACAAUUUCAUUUAUUAAUAAUUGUAAUUCUAUUUUAGUAACUGAAAAUGAAUUUUACCAAAAAAAAAAGGAAUCAAAUAAAAAUAUUUGUUUCCCAAAUGGUGAUCCUAAUAUCAAUGGUUUUAAUACAAUAGUAAGAGGUGUUAGUUAUAAUUCAAAUUAUCCAUCACCAAAUGGUUUUGGUGAAAAUCAAAAUUCAUAUUAUACAGAAAACCCGAUGGAUGUUGAUUUCUUAAACCAAAGAUUCUCAGUUGAUUUCUCUCUUCAAUCAGAAACUGGAAGUGUUUUUGGUAAAUUUUUGGCAUUCACUCAAAAUAAAACUGAAUAUUAUAUUAUUAGCAGAGGAGAAAUAGGUAAUGCAACUUGUUAUAUAUCUAAAAUGGAUUACGAAAUUAAAUCAUUAUUAAAGUUAUCAUUUGCAUCAGAUACUACACUUGGUCAAGUACCAUGUGAAUUUUAUUCUAUUGAUUCCCCACUAAAACAAAAUGAUACAUUUGAAUUGGUUUUUGUUGACAAAAAUCAUUGUUCAUUGAUGGCCUCAAUUUCAACAAUUGAAGCUUUAAACGAAGGUGAAUCAAUGGCAAUUUAUAUGAAUUAUGUGCCAUACUCAAAACCAGAUUUCUAUCAAUUACCAACUGAAUGUGAAAAUCCAACUCCGAUUGAUCAAAUUUUCAGACCAAAAUUAUUAAAUCUAUUCGCUAAAUACUAA